Drosophila nasuta is the source of this 1052-nucleotide messenger RNA. It is a transcript of the gene Tsp2A, whose product is annotated as tetraspanin 2A. Lineage: Eukaryota; Metazoa; Arthropoda; Insecta; Diptera; Drosophilidae. The record is from RefSeq and is a predicted model, not a curated record. The coding region runs from base 183 to 917 and encodes 244 amino acids. Gene Ontology annotation, cellular component: plasma membrane. The transcript is spliced from 2 exons.
UGCUAGCUAUUGUUGUUUUUGUGGCACAUUUGGAGCAGGUUGCUGGCGUUGUCUUCAUUUACCGAACAGCCAAAACGAUUUCAACGAACGAACUAAACGGAGCUCAAAACAAUUUUCCGUUUUUUCUAAUUUUUGUUUCUUUUUUUUUAACGUGAAGUGAAGCAAACAAAAGCCUUUCAACAAUGGGCAUUGGAUAUGGGACCGCCGACGAGGAGUUGGAGAAACAAAUCGGAUGCGUCAAGUACACGCUCUUCUGCUUUAACAUUGUCGCCUGGAUGAUCUCCACGGCACUGUUCGCAUUGACUGUCUGGCUGCGUGCUGAACCCGGUUUCAAUGAUUGGCUACGCAUUCUGGAUGCACAGUCCUUCUACAUUGGCGUCUAUGUGCUGAUUGCCAUCAGCAUCAUUAUGAUGGCAGUAAGUUUCCUGGGCUGUCUCAGUGCACUCAUGGAGAACACACUGGCAUUGUUCGUCUUUGUCGGCACUCAGAUCUUUGGCUUUGUGGGCACUGUGGCCGGAUCGGCCAUAUUGCUGCAGUACAGCACAAUCAAUUCGAGUCUGCAGCCACUGUUGGAUGUAUCAUUGCGUCGCUUUGUGGCCACCUCGGAAUACACAUACUCCAACUAUGUGCUGACCAUGAUCCAGGAGAAUAUUGGCUGCUGCGGUGCAAGUGGCCCUUGGGACUAUUUGGAUAUGCAUCAGCCGUUGCCCAGCUCGUGUCGCGAUACUGUCAGCGGCAAUGCGUUCUUCAGCGGAUGCGUCGAUGAGUUGACCUGGUUCUUUGAGGGCAAGACGGCGUGGAUUGUGGGUCUGGCCAUGACCAUGGCCAUGAUGAAUGUGGUCUGUGGCGUUAUGAGCUUUGUGCUUGUGCAGGCCGUCAAGAAGGAGGAGGAACAGGCUAGCAACUACAGGCGCUAGGCUACAAAGCUCUGUCAGCUUGUUAGAGUUAACAUAAACAAAAAGUGCAAAAGAAUGUAAGAUGUCCAUGCUUCGUAGAUCCUAAGUUUUCAUUUCGAACAAUAAGUACGUUAAUAAAACAAACAGUAAACCAAA